This is a messenger RNA of Solanum pennellii, 1380 nucleotides long. RefSeq lists its product as uncharacterized. Bases 1 to 1380 code for a protein of 459 amino acids. Lineage: Eukaryota; Viridiplantae; Streptophyta; Magnoliopsida; Solanales; Solanaceae. The record is from RefSeq and is a predicted model, not a curated record. The transcript has 5 exons. Gene Ontology annotation, molecular function: nucleic acid binding.
AUGGAUGCUCUCAUUGGAAAUCUAAAAACUCAUGAGAUGAAUCGAAAUCAUGAUCAGUCAAAGAAGGAAGUCAAGAAAGAUAAGUCUUUGAUGCUGAAAUACAAAUCUGAAGAGGACUCCAGUGAUGAUGAUAUGGCUUAUAUCAUCAAUAGACUUCAGAAGAUUGUGAGAAAGAACAAAGCUGAAAACAAAGAAUAUCGAAAAUCAAGAAGUGAUAAAGAGAAGAGAAAGGACCUGGUACUCAAUAAAAAUGAUCGAAAAGCUGCUGCUGAUUAUGUGGUCAAAAAGGCUCUUGCUGCAUGGGGAGAUUCCUCAAGUGACUCAGAAGAUCCUGAUGAACCAAGUGAUGUGUCAAUGGUGGUGGUUCAUGAAGAGGAAACCAUAUUCAAUGAGUUAAUUGAGUUAACUUCUGAAAGAGAUAUUAUGAAUGCUGAGCUUGAAAGUUUGAUUGAAAACAAAUAUAAAAUGGAAGAGAAAUUGCUGAAAAUGGAAGAUAAACUGAUAAAUGAAGAAGCUGAAAAGCAAAAGGGAAAGUCUAAUGGUUUAAAAGUUGAAAUUGAAGAAAAACUGAAAACCUCUGAGACAAAUCUUGGGCUGGCUUUGGAGAAGAGCAACAACUUAGAAAGAAAUAUUGUCAAACAUAAGGAUGAACUUGAAAAAUCUCUUAAGUGGACAAAAUCUUCUAAGCUGCAGUCUAAUGUAACAAAUCAAAGUAAUUUCAAUAAGAAUGGUCUAGGAAGUUUGAAUAAUACUCCUCCUUUAAUCCUCACAGCAAAUAUGUUUUUGUGUCUGACAAUUUGCUUUGCCUUCAUUGUGGGAAAUGAAGUGAAGUUUACUUCUGAGAAGUGCACUGUGGUUAAUCUAACUACAAAGAAAGUGAUUCUUACUGCCUUUAGAAGUAAAAACAUGUAUGUGGCUAACUUAGAAACGUCUCAUGGAGAUGAUCUGACAUGUCUUAGUGCUCAAAAUGAAAAUGCUAAUCUGUGGCAUAGAAGACUAGGGCAUGUGAGCUCAUCUUUAUUGAAUAAACUGAUUUCAAAGGACCUGGUCCUAGGUUUGCCAAAGUUAAAAUUUAGUGAAAACAAAAUUUGUGAAGCAUGUGUCAAAGGACAACAAAUCAGAUCAUCCUUCAAGUCAAAGAAGCAAGUAACAUCAUCAAGAGUACUGGAGCUGUUAAACAUGGAUUUAUGUGGACAUUUGAAGGUUCAAAGUAGAAAUGGAAAGAAAUACAUUCUGGUGAUAGUUGAUGAUUACUCAAGGUACACAUGGACAAGAUUCCUAAGAUCAAAGGCAGAAACACCUGAAGAAUUGGUAGUGUUUUUCAAAAUGAUUCAAACAAAAUUGAAUCAAGUGAUUGUUGGAAUUAGAUCUGAUCAUUGA